AUUGUUGUCCUCUACGCUAAACUCGCCUGUUCAACUUGUCGCUCGCUAACCUCUAGGACAGUUAUGCACGGUCGGCCGUCCGCCGCCGCUGCGCCGCUCUCUGCGCUCUCUCUUCCUCCACGCCCUCGCGAGAUGAAUGCCCUCAUCUCCGGCUCCGGAUCCAUGCCGCACACUCCCACCAAACGCGCCGAGCCACUGCCUCUGUUUUCGACGAACACGAACAGAUACAGCACCGACAGUUGGAACAGCUCCAAUUUCGACGCUACGAGCGAAAUUGAGCCAGAGUGGAAACCGGACCACAUUCGUCUCUUGCAAAGGACUCUCGACGCAUUGCCUUCUCACCUGCUGACCCCUUUCAACGGCCCUGUUCCACCAUCCAACUUGCUCGACAAAAUCGCGCGAGGCGUGGCUGAUGCAAAGGGUAACAACUGGCAACACUCCAUGCGGGCAACGCGCGCUAAGAUCGUCGAACUGGCUCGUGUCCGUGCCAAAGAGUCUCGCGAUGGGUCCGGGAGCGAUACCAUUGCAGAGGAAGAUAGCACUGACGGCGCACCGCUGCAGCAGACGACCAACAUAGGUCUUAAGAGGCCUUUGUAUAGGCAGUCAAGUAUGGAUUUCAUGCAACAAGCUAAGGCCGAUCUCAAGGAUAAUUCGAACAUCAGUCGUCUCUCGCGCCGUCUGCAAAAGACGGAACGUAUUCUCACUAGCCCCACCUACAGCCAUUACGCUCAUCCUUCGUCUCCUACCCGUGGCCCUCUCUCCCUCAUGCCAUCCGCACCCAGCUCCAUGACGCUCAGCUCUAGUAUCUCUGAAAUCAGGCCUUCUGCUUUCCGCGAUUCGAUUUCGUCUAUCGAGUCAAAUGAGCAUCUCGUGGUUGCAACCCGCCGCGUGCGGCGCUCCGAAAUAUCUACAGGACACAGUGUCAAGCGAGCUCCUUCGUUUGGCAGCUCUCGCAACAGCCUGGAGUCCGUCGCUAUGAGCAUCGACUUUAAUGCAAAGAAUUCGGAUGCCACCUCUUCUGACGAAGAGGAGAAGUUACGGAACCAGCACGCAAAGAGAGCUCGGCACAAGGCUGCUUCGCCGACGCUCGCGUCCCCCUUGGCGUCACCUACUCCCACGUCAUCUAACAAACGCGCUCGGAUUGCUCCCAGGACACCAUCUAAGGCAUCCACAAAGACCAUACCAGCUGGGCAGAGUGACGCCCAGACUCAGAGCCGCGCUUCCAGGCCCAGAGUUAAUUUGGAGCGCAACCCCAGCAUUCUUGGCCCCGAGCUGCCCAACCCUCAGCGCACGCCGCAGUCACCGGUUGUCAACCGUUCGCGCCCCAGUACCAACACCGUCCUGAGACGCCCUGCGUCUUCCGCUGUCUAUGACGCCGUUCCGGCCAGUCCCUACAACCUGACUUCUAUUCCCCCGGUUACGCCGACCAGCCACAAGGCCUCCCGCCGCAGCCGCCAAGCCGUGCCUCUUCCCCGCGCUUCGCUUGCAAGGAAGAUUUCUUUCGGUAGCCUCGUGUCCCAACACGAAGAGACUGGUGGUGGCUCUGGCGCGGGACUGGAUAGCGCGUUCCAACUGCACUAGCACGCUACUCCGUUGGCCUGGCGUUCACUUCGCCGUUGGACACCGCGUGACCGCCACAUCCUCAGCUUGGUAACAUCCGUUUAUUUCAGUGCUUCGACAACUUCUCACACCCACGGACCCUUCUUCAAUUACACUCAAGCUUCGCCAUUACCACAUUCGACAGGUCGCUGAUACAUCUCGUCUGCUUCAUUUUCCUUUGUCCACGCUCGUUCUCACAUCUCUUCGACGCCGAUCAAUUACUUGGGGCUCAGGUGACCGUCGGCCCGCCUCAGCUGUCGCCUUAAAUCGCUUUCUGCUUUGGUUAAGAUAUCACAGAUAGGCCUCAGCGCCCCGCUCCCUUCAACACUUGCUUCUCUUCAAUGCUCCGUUAAACUCCGACAGGGACUAUACGAGUCUUGUCGUCCACACUCUUUCGCGGUUCGGUUAUAUCUCAAGGCACCCUGGAUUCGCCCGCCUUAUGCGAGGCACUACCUCUCGUCUUGCACGCCCUUGGUUCAUUUCGCGUACAGAUAACUCUCAAGUCUCUCCUUCGCCACUCAAUUUUUGCUGUAUGCUCGUUCCGUCUCUGAUCUCAUCUCACUGUCCAAUUCCUGCUUAUAUAUUUUCACCUUGCUGCUCAAUCUCCGCAGCGCAGUGCUCCUCGCUAUUCUCACGGCACCGACCGUUGUAACCUUGUAACAAGCUCGAUGUACUCUUCGUGUGUACACCCCUCGUCUCCUACCCCCCGGAUUCGGCAUCCCACUGCUCAGUAUCUCUUUCACUUUCUAAUGUACCACCUCUUUUUGCAGCUCCCCGCUUUUCUGUCUUCCUCUUCACCCCAAAAUGGAGCUGUAUUCGUUCUCAAAAUCUUCGAUUUCCGCUGCGCGAACGAGCUGGCAACGCCAUCGCUCCUUGCACCUCUUCUCUUUCUGCUAUCUACACUGUUGUACUUUUGUUGAACUGCUUUUUUGUCAAUAUUCCCCACACUCGUUAGUACUUUGUUUGGCUGUGUUGUGCUAUAGGCUUACAUCUCGGUAGACCCGGUGUAACAUCACUGUCGUUAUUGGUCCCCGGGAUGAAUGCAUGUUGUAUUUUA
This is a messenger RNA of Phanerochaete carnosa HHB-10118-sp, 2656 nucleotides long. RefSeq lists its product as uncharacterized. The transcript has 3 exons. The record is from RefSeq and is a predicted model, not a curated record. The coding region runs from base 64 to 1581 and encodes 505 amino acids. NCBI's taxonomy places the organism in Eukaryota, Fungi, Basidiomycota, Agaricomycetes, Polyporales, Phanerochaetaceae.